Fonsecaea nubica is the source of this 552-nucleotide messenger RNA. RefSeq lists its product as hypothetical. Bases 1 to 552 code for a protein of 183 amino acids. Lineage: Eukaryota; Fungi; Ascomycota; Eurotiomycetes; Chaetothyriales; Herpotrichiellaceae. The record is from RefSeq and is a predicted model, not a curated record. The transcript is spliced from 3 exons.
AUGCAGCUCUUCAACCUUCUCACCAUCACCAUCCUGUCCGUCUUCCAGUUCACAUCGGCAUCGCCUCUCCAGAUGAGACAAACAAUCGAUCCACCUGCCAGAUACCUUCUUCGAACCAAGGUGGUCAAUGGUGCUCACAAAGACUCUGGGUCUAACAAGACCGACUUGUACCUCUACUCGUACCACACGGGUGCAGGACUCGGCGAUGCGGCACUCUCGUCCAACAGAUCGUGGGCAUGGCAAGGCUACCUGAAUGAUUCCCAGCAGCUCUUUACCUACUCUGGCAAUCUGGGUGGUCCUUGGCCCCUGUCGAUCGGCUAUGGCCCCUACCAACAGUGGAACCAGGUCGGAAUCAGUAUCUCCAGCAUCACUAGCCUUUAUGCUGGAUUCUUCUUCAACUCGUCUGGGCUUCAAUUCAAUGCCAGCACCGGUGGCUGGUUGGCUUGCGACUGGUGGCAUGGUGUCCCUCAGCUCUUCCAGGUCAAUGGUUACCCCUACGGAUCCCUUCCAAACUCCUGCUCCAAAGUUGAACUUCAGCCGGUGGAAAUCUGA